Penicillium taxi is the source of this 2601-nucleotide messenger RNA. RefSeq lists its product as uncharacterized. NCBI's taxonomy places the organism in Eukaryota, Fungi, Ascomycota, Eurotiomycetes, Eurotiales, Aspergillaceae. The record is from RefSeq and is a predicted model, not a curated record. Gene Ontology annotation, molecular function: GTP binding; GTPase activity; microtubule binding. Gene Ontology annotation, cellular component: cytoplasm; microtubule; membrane. The transcript has 3 exons. The coding region runs from base 1 to 2601 and encodes 866 amino acids.
AUGUCUGGCUCGACCGAGGUGGAUACUGCACUCUAUCAACUGCAAACGGAGCAAGGCUCUCUUCUUGACAAGAUCGAUGAGCUUCGUACAAUUGGAGUCGGUGGACUUGUGGGAUUGCCGCAGCUCAUCGUCUGCGGUAACCAAUCCAGUGGUAAAAGCUCUGUUCUUCAGGCCAUUUCUCGUGUGCGUUUCCCAGUGAAGAGUAAUGUCUGCACUAGAUUCCCGACGGAGGUUAUUCUACGCCGCCAUCCUGAGUCUCGAUUCAAAGUUUCCAUCGAGCCUGGGUCAUCUCGGACGAGUAGAGAAGCUCGUCAGGCGAUUCAAGCAUUUGCACCGGCCGAGGUUACCAGCAGUGAUCAGUUGGAGUCCCUGGUUGAGAAAGCCAAAGAAUGUAUAGGAAUAACUAGCGAAGGAUUCAGCGAUGACAUUCUUAAAGUCGAAAUACUAGGACCUGACAAGCCCGAAUUAACACUCGUCGAUCUUCCGGGUCUCUACACAUCCCAUAGCACAUCUCAGGAUGAGAAGGGGAUCAUGAUCGUUCAUGAUAUCACUAAACGAUACAUGCGAAAUCAGCGCAGCAUCAUUUUGGCUGUAGUUUCGGCAAAGAAUGACUAUCAUAUCCAGAGAGUGUUGAAUAUGGCAGAGGAAUUUGAUAGAUCACGAGAGCGUACUAUCGGAAUCAUCACCCAGCCUGACAUGCUUGAAGCUCACUCAGAGGAAGAAGCAUCUUGGCUACAAAUUCUGAAGAACGAUAAAGUCCCUUUAAAGCUUGGGUGGCAUGUAUUGCGAAACAGAUCUUUUGAAACUCGCAAAGUAUCCGAUGAGGAAAGGGAUAGAAAAGAAAAGAAAUUUUUUGCAAAAGGAAAUUGGAGCUGUAUGAAAGCAGAAUGUAUGGGAGUCGAAAGAUUGCGACAUCGGCUAAGCACUGUUUUAUUAAAGCAUGUCCAACACAAUCUCCCAGGGCUCAUCGCUGAAAUCAACGAAAGAGUACUCGAUCGACAAUCAAGGUUAGCUAAAUUAGGCCCGCCUCGAUGCACUCUCCAGCAGCAGAAGGGGUUCCUACUCGACAUCAGCAGCAAUUUUGAGCGCAUCACCACUCAAGCUUUGAAUGGCAUGUACGAUGAUGAUUUUUUCGGAGAAAUUGACAACAGAACAGAACCUUUGCAUCAAGACCUUCGGCGUCUUCGUGCUAUUAUUCGCGAACUGAACGAGUAUUUUGUUGAUGCCAUGGAAACUGUCGGGUGUAGUCAAUUUAUCGCCGAGCAAAAUGCUUUUCUUCCUCAGCCCAUUUUGGAAAAUCCCUAUUCGCAUAUUAAUAGGCCAAAAUACAGGACCAGGCCUGAUGUUGAAAGUGACUUCAGCAUUCAAGCACGUCAAAAUCGAGGAAUUGAACUUCCGGGAAGUGCCAAUCAACUUUUGGUGGGAAAGCUGUUUCGAGAACAAUCUAAGCCAUGGGAGAAAAUUGCUCGAGAGCAUUUGACAAAUUGUUGGGACUCCGUCAGAGAUUUCAUCGGCCUCCUCUUGCAACAUCUCGCCAAUAAACACACCUACUCGCUCCUAAUGACAGAUUUUCUUGAUCCUGGGCUUGAGAAAAUGAAAGAUCAUUUAAUGGCAAAGUUGAAUGAGCUAACCGCCUAUAAUAAACGAGGUCAUCCAUUGCCUUUGAGCAAAGGAUUCCUCGCGAGAAUUCAGAAAGCGAGGAGUGAACGCCAAUUUGGUAGAUUGGAACGAGUCCUGCAAUCAGGAUCUUCUAAGGAUGGAUCUACUACUACUAUUGAGCGGCUUCGGCAAGCUGAUAAUGAGCUGGAUUUGUCAAACAAUCAGUUUGCAGCAGCUGAUAUUGUCGAUCAGAUGCAGGCAUAUUAUGAUACGGCUAUCAUCACUUUCGUGGACAAUGUUGCCACCCUUGGAAUUGAAAACUGUCUACUUGGACCGCUGGGAAGCAUUCUUACAAGCCAGACAAUCAACAACAUGGAAGACAAGCAGGUUCAAGACCUUGCUGCAGAGCCUUCUUUUAUAGCGGAUGAGCGAGCUCACCUAACCUGGGAAUUGGAGAAACUACAAGCUGGUUCGCGAACAUUAAGCAAAUUCAAUAUCCGGAAAAUUGCUGCAAAACCCACCUUUAUCAACCCUACAACUCAAUCUAACUCAGUGCUGGCUUCUCAAGCUGCUCGUGCUAGCUCGGGCCAUAACAUCUUCGGAUCAGUACCACUAGGAGGUCCAUCCCCUAUGAAAAGCUCUCCUGUGAAUUUGGGUACCAGCAGCGGUAUCUUCGGUUUUCCAAGAGACUCACAGCCCUCAUUCAGUAAGGCUCAGAGCCUGAGUUCUGAGUCUCCCAUCCUAUUUAGCUCGGACUCUGGGUCAUUGCAGAAAGGCAAAACUUCCUCUAGUACAUCGGGUUCGUCACUAUUUAGCUCGGUUACAGUUCCCAGCUUGAUCCCUAGCGCAUUUGGUGUGGCUUUGCCUGGCAAUUCACCCAAGCCCUUUUACACCUCUUCAGGCCAAUCAAACUCUUUCUCGUCAUUGCCUCCGACAGUCAUUCAAAAACAAGGCGAGAGCAUCGUGCCAGUUACUCAGUCGGACAACAGUCUCCAACGGUAG